This is a messenger RNA of Oncorhynchus kisutch (coho salmon), 3955 nucleotides long. It is a transcript of the gene csnk1a1, whose product is annotated as casein kinase 1, alpha 1. The transcript has 11 exons. Gene Ontology annotation, biological process: protein phosphorylation. Bases 930 to 1982 code for a protein of 350 amino acids. NCBI's taxonomy places the organism in Eukaryota, Metazoa, Chordata, Actinopteri, Salmoniformes, Salmonidae. The record is from RefSeq and is a predicted model, not a curated record. Gene Ontology annotation, molecular function: ATP binding; protein kinase activity.
AGAAGAGCUGCAGGGGGUGUUGAGUGGUAGUGUUCUGUCCUCCCAGACCGGUUGGCCUGGAGUAACAUUAGAAUGGGAUAAUUAGUGGAAUGGGGCGUUUUUCUUUUUACUGAGGGCUAAUAGUUGUCAGGGUACUUUUCUUUUUUCCCAGUUUUGUUUUUACCGGAAUGUUAUGUACAUAGGUAAGGUGAGCCGUGACUGGCCUCACAGUCCAGUACAGUAGGUGGCGGUGUAAGCACCUAAAAGCUGGAUGCGAUCCGCCAAUCCAAUCCCCCAAAAGAAGAAGAACUAACCGUUUACGUCAACGUUCGUCUCUGCUUCUGCGCUCGUUCCCAGAAGCUAGCUAGCUAAUCACCUCGAGACGGACGGAGGAAUCAAAAGUAGUGACAAGAAGAUGGCGGAGUGAUUGGGUUGCGCUUUGAAGGAAAGCAGCGACCCUUGAUUGUCCUGAAAUAUUAUACGAAGAAAGGAGAAUCGCAUCCAAAUUGUAGGUAGCUUCGGAAAUUUGACAAACAAGAAGAAUAUUGCCCCUCUUUCGGAGGUGGUUCAAACAGAUCGAACGGAAUUUCGCAGUUCCACUGGUGUCCGAUAGCUCUAGUGUGCUAACAUUAGCUAGCUUCCCCGAGGCACUGGGCGACGGACAUAUUAGGCACGUUAGGAGUGUUUUCAGAAGAAUCGUGUUCCCUUUUUCGUGAUGUGUUGGUUUUAUUUUUUCCAAGAUUUUUUACUAGCUAGCUAGCGAAUAACGCCUGAAAAUAACCACUGUUCUAGCUAGCUGGCUAACAUUACAUUGUUUCAAGUACAUCGCCCACGAGCAGCCAGGACUUCUGUGUAUGUUCUGAUAACGAGCUGGCCGAGAAGGGAAACGGACGGCGCAGUCCCAGAAAAUCCUAUUUUAAACUGAUCAGGAGUUGCUCGUGAUUGAGGAUAUGGCAAGCAGCAGCGGCUCUAAAGCCGAAUUUAUUGUCGGUGGGAAAUACAAGCUUGUCAGAAAAAUUGGAUCUGGGUCAUUUGGUGACAUAUACCUGGCGAUCAACAUCACAAAUGGAGAGGAGGUAGCUGUAAAAUUGGAAUCUCAGAAAGCCAGACACCCACAGUUGUUAUAUGAAAGCAAACUGUACAAAAUCUUACAAGGAGGAGUUGGAAUCCCACACAUAAGGUGGUAUGGCCAAGAAAAGGACUACAAUGUCCUAGUGAUGGACCUGCUGGGACCCAGUCUGGAAGACCUCUUCAACUUCUGCUCGCGCCGGUUCACCAUGAAAACUGUACUAAUGCUCGCAGACCAAAUGAUCAGCAGAAUCGAGUAUGUGCACACAAAGAACUUCAUUCACAGAGAUAUCAAGCCAGACAACUUUUUAAUGGGUAUUGGCCGUCACUGUAACAAGUUGUUCCUCAUUGACUUUGGUCUGGCCAAAAAAUACCGGGACAACCGGACACGACAGCACAUACCCUACAGAGAAGACAAAAACCUCACAGGCACAGCUCGCUAUGCCAGCAUCAACGCACAUCUGGGAAUCGAGCAGAGUCGCCGAGAUGACAUGGAGUCGCUAGGAUACGUCUUGAUGUAUUUCAACAGAACCAGCCUGCCCUGGCAGGGACUAAAGGCUGCCACAAAGAAACAGAAGUACGAGAAGAUUAGCGAGAAGAAGAUGUCGACUCCAGUCGAGGUGUUGUGUAAGGGUUUCCCCGCAGAGUUUGCCAUGUACCUGAACUACUGCCGUGGGCUGCGGUUUGAGGAGGCGCCUGACUACAUGUACCUGCGUCAGCUGUUCCGCAUUCUCUUCAGGACCCUGAACCACCAGUACGACUACACGUUUGACUGGACAAUGCUGAAGCAGAAAGCAGCACAGCAGGCCGCGUCCUCAGGGGGACAGGGGCAACAGGCACAAACCCCUACAGGCAAGCAAACUGACAAACCCAAGAGUAACAUGAAAGUCGCCCCCCUCCCUCUCGUAGAGGGUAUCCCGGGUGCCCAGGGUUGAUGGUGGAGGAGUCAAACCAAUUUUUCAAAAAACCUGAAGCUGUUUUCAUCAGGUUUCUGAGCAGUAAGACAAAAAAAUGAAGACGAAUGGCCGUAGCAGGAUUUGCCUUCCAAUCACACCCCGGAUUCCAGGAUCAAAUUCACCAGAGCCUGCCAGGCAUUGUGGGCAACCCUUUUUUCCUGUUAAAGAACUUUCGUUCCAUAUACUAUAUAUGUAAUUGCUCUAUAUAGAUAACAUGCUCUGCAUAUAUCUAUAUAUUGGUAUGUAUAUACUAUAUCCACACAGAAAGCCGGCUUGGUAUGGAAUUUUACGAAGCUGUAGCCGUCUCUAUUGUCCUGUCCCUGAAGAUUGUUUUUUUUUUGUGUGCGUUUCUUCAAAACUGAAAAUAAGACAUGGUUGGCUCACUGUGGAUGUUAUUGUGCACAUUGCAAUACUUUCCCCUUGAUACUUUCUCCCUCUGAGAGCUGCUGCUCGGGUGCCUGCCUCACCUCAUGGCCCCCUGUCAGAGCAGCUUUGUCCCCAUUCCCUCAGUCACCGAGCGUGGCACGACCCAGACACACGUCAGUCAGAUUGAACAUUUUGAAACGACAAUUUUCUCCAACUUUUUUCCCCUCAUUUUCAAGCAAAAUGAAAGAUUUAAACGGAAACUGUUCUUUGUUAUGAAUGAAUCCUGGGUAUUUACUAAGCAAACAUUGGAUUUAUUUAGUUUCUUUUCAUAAAAAGGGUAAUUAAGAUUCUGCCUGCUGAUAUGUGCUAGAAGAGCUUCAAAUGUGAAGAUGAAAACAAUUCUAGUGACUACUAGGUUCCUCUUUAGAACGCUGCAUUAACUAUAUUGUACUUGGUAUUCUGAAGUCUCAAACAAUGAAUAAAAAAGAUCAACUCCACAAAAGCAUAUUCAUUAUAAAUUAGGCACCACUUGACUAAACCUGUUUGGAAAUUGCUUAUUUUAAAAAAAUGAUGCAAAUUAUUUUUAUUUUUGGAGAUGUUAAUGUCAAUCGACAAAUGUCGUUUUUUGUUUUGUUUUUUUAUUAAUUGAGUUGCUUUGAUGGAUGGCAUCAAUGUUCCGUUUUUGAGAGGACCUCACACCACCCACCCUUCGGUUAUCAUUUUUAUAUACAUACAUAUAUACACUUUUUUUUAAAGAAUCAGAACCUACUUUUUUCCCCUUCAGUUUUUAUAGAGUUGUCUUUCCCUGUAUUGAAUUGAUCAUUUUGGGAAGGGUGUUUUUGUUUCUUAUUCCUGCGAUGAAGCAGAUCCUCUUGUAAAAUAUUAUUUCUCUCCAACUAAAUUUCGCUGCUGCUUAGAGUAGUGACCUUUUUUUCCUAAUUUUCAUUCUUUUUUAUUGCAAAGAGUUUUGGAGGGUUUAAUUUCUGUAUACUUCGAGUCUUGAGGGAAGAAUAAUUUGGAUUUCUCUCAGCCUUUAGUCAAGACAGAUGCACACUAGUAACUGUUUCUCCCCCCCCCCCCCCUAAUAAUCCCCCUGACCCAGCUUUAGCUAUUUUACAGCUGGACAUUCUAUAAAAAUUUAAUUUAUUCCCUUUAGCAUGUCAGAAAAAAAUUAAAUGACUUGUCAGAAUCACUGUCCAAGUCUCUGUAAUUUGAAGAAAACACAUAGACUUCUUCCUUAGGCCCGGAUGAUGGGGGGGACUACAAUUGGUCUUUCCAUUUUCUUGUCUUUACACAUUUACGUGUUUGACUACCACACAACCCUCGUAUUGUGAGAAUAAAAAAAAAAAAUUGACAUCCACAGGAUUGGGGAUAGAUGAUAAAAAGGAAAGAUGCAAAGGAUUUGUCUAAAGGUAUGAUCACUUGAUGCAAAGGGACACAUUUGUGGAAAGGUAUUGCUGUAAUCUAGAAAAAGCAGUUCCUGGGAAAUAUUGUUGGGGUGGUGGGUAGUUGUAGGUGCCUGUGGUGGUGUUUUGAAAAAGAUCUUCCCGGAUUUAUAUCUGUAAAUAUUAAAAUGGAUUAAAAUA